Chaetomium globosum CBS 148.51 is the source of this 4029-nucleotide messenger RNA. RefSeq lists its product as uncharacterized. The record is from RefSeq and is a predicted model, not a curated record. Gene Ontology annotation, molecular function: nucleic acid binding. Bases 1 to 4029 code for a protein of 1342 amino acids. NCBI's taxonomy places the organism in Eukaryota, Fungi, Ascomycota, Sordariomycetes, Sordariales, Chaetomiaceae. The transcript has 6 exons. Gene Ontology annotation, biological process: DNA integration.
AUGCCCACAGGUUCGGACUACGAGUACACCAAGUUCAACAAGCCUAGCGACUGGGAUGAGUGGAGUGAAGCCUAUGAGGAGAAAGCUAAGCACGCUGGGAUCCUUGACUACGUCCAUCCAAAUCGCAAACUGAGAAAGCCCUGGCCAACCGAGCCAGUCAUACCUCAAUUCGACGACUUUCAGAAGAAGCAGCCCCGCCGUACGGCUCGAAGCUCCAACAACAACGACGAUUCACCGGAAACGGGCGGAGCUGGUACCGAAGACGUCAAUCGAAACGCCGCUCGAAGGCGUGCCGCUGCUGCCAGAACCGGUACAUCCGGAAGAUCCCAAACUGCCGGAAGAUCACAAAUCGAAUCCAGCAAUGCAGACGAUGACCAAACACCAUCCACAAGCGAUCACGAAGAAGAGGAGGAUUCAGAAACCGACACGCCCAAGACCACUCAAUUCUCACAUCUCACUGCUAUCGGUCAGACGGAUUGGAAGGCAGCUUUCGAACUCUACAAGGAAACCAAGGGCACCUACUACGCCAAGACUGCUGCUAGAUCCAAAUUCCACGAUUGGAUCCUCAAGAGCAUCGGUCCGAACUAUCGUCACAUCACGAAGGGCAAGGAUAUACCAGGCAUCUAUCAAGCACUCAAGGAGCAGUGGCUUCCGUUCAAGCGGACGAUUAACAGGGACCUCGGAUCAGAAUAUUCGAGCCAUCUGAAUCAGAUCAAGAACUUCGAACGCAGGCUAGGAGAUUGGGCUAUUCGUUGGCAAAACCUGGUCAGCGAAGGGAUCGAGCAAAAGAUACCACAGAUAGCUACGCCUAGCUCGUGGUACGAUGACCUCACGGACGCCUUGAAGGAGAUUAGAGAUGGAAAGACCUGGGCCAUGGACGAGCUAGCAAUCCUGGAAGAAGACAUCCUCGAAGGAAACUUCUCACACAACCAAGUGGCUGCCCGAAUGCAGUCAGCGAUUGGCGGAAAGAUCAAGGACAACAGGAAGCGUGGAAGAAUCGAAGCUGGCUUUCCGGUCCUCCACGGUAAGGAUGCCGACAAGACGGAGGAGUCUGCGAAAGAACGUCGUCGCCGACGAGGUCGCCAGAGCAAGGAAGAGCACCAGGAAGUCAGGCAGUCACGAGAUACGAAAGAAAACUCGCCAUCACGGCCAUCGAAGAAGACUCGAUCAAAUGGAGACCGCUGCGAAGUCUGCUUGCAACACGGCCACAAGCUCAACAAGUGCUAUUAUACCUAUUCAGCAGACGAAGAAACCCCAGAUUGGUUCGAAGACAGCAAGAGCGUUGUGAUUGAAGAUAGGGUAGCAAAGAUGUUGGAAUUCGACAAGCAGCUCGCCGAGAAGGUCAAAAAGGCGCGCGAAACUCUGAGCGCCAGCACCUACCCUCUUCGAAACUCCGCGAUUGUGGACUCCGGUACGACGAUCCACAUCUUCAACAACCCCAGACGGUUCAGGAACCUUCGACAGGCACCGGCAGAAGAUUUUGUCUACGCUGGCGACACCGAAGUACCGAUCCUUGGCUACGGAGAAGUCAUAAUCAAGAUUAAGGCCAAAAAGGAUGGUUCAGUCCUCUGCGAGUUAUCCGAUCAAUAUGGCCAAUUCGUGAUCGAAGACGUUCCUUUCGAAGCACAUUCAGCAUUCCACGCUCACGCAGCGUUCCACACGGAUCGGAAGACAAGCUGGACCGGCCGACCAACGAGCGACGGCACCGGCAAGCUAUGGCAUGGCCGUCUUGGCCACCCAGGUGCUGCGGCACUCGCCCAUCUACAAGUAUCAACAACCAGAGCCAGGUUGCGAGGACCAGCCAGUUAUGAAUGCCCUGCGUGUGGCGAAGCGAAAGCAAAGCGCAAGAUCCGCCGUCAGCUACGCAAAGAACCUCACAAGGUCGGGGAGCGAUUCGCAAUCGACUUCCUCGACCUAGCCAAGAGUCAGAAGGGUUUCAACUCUGUUAUGCCUUUUACGGAUCGGAAGAGUGGAUAUGUCUUUGACCUCUAUCUUACCGAACGAAAGACGCUCACUCUUAUGGCUGCGAUCAACCACUUUCUCAAGACCAUGGAACGCCAGUUUGGUCUACAGAUCAAAGUUAUUGAGUGCGACGACGAGUUGAUGCGAUCCAAAGCUCUGGAAAGUUUCUGGAAGUCCAAGGGUAUGCGGAUUGAGCGUUGUGCGCCAAAUACGCAAGCUCAAAAUGGAGGCGCAGAACGCUCAGGGGGUGUGAUUAAGCUGAAAGCCAAAGCUAUGCGCGCUGCGGCUCGUCUGCCAGAAAUACUGUGGGUUGAGAUCUACAAGGCUGCGGUGUAUCUUUACAACCGAACGCCGAAAAAGAGACAAGACUGGAGAUCCCCAUACGAGGUAUUCCACACCUUUCUGGCUACAAGAGACGGAAUUCCCAAUCCAGAGCGGAAACCCCAGCUUGCACACCUUCGGAACUACGGUUGCCGCGCAUACGUCAUGACGACCGAGGCUAUGCUCAAGAAAGAAAGGUUGUUCAAGCUAAGACCCAACGCGUGGAUUGGCUAUCUUGUGGGCUACGAAUCGACGAAUAUCUAUCGGAUUUGGAGCCCUAAGACGAACGAUAUCGUCCGAGUGCGCGAUUGUUCUCUACCACCGCUGAGCGCCGAGAAUCGGAUGGCCAGCGACGACCUUACCACACAAGAAGAAGAUGAGGAGACAAUUCUUGACUGUAUCGUUGUGGGGGGUGAAGACUUUGAUAAGAUGUCAGAGCACGAAGACUCUGAUAAGAUGUCGGAGUGUGACGAACCUACUUCAGGACCCUGUCCUGUUAGGGUUCAGCUUCGGUUGAAGCGAUUGGCCUGGGGCUUCCUCAUUCCUUUCUUGGUUCCACCUUGGCAUAUCCGUGACACGGAGCAUCAUGAUUCCGGCGUCGAGGAAAUGCAGGAAGCGCCGGAUCCGGAAGAAGAAGUUCAAGAAAAGGAAUUUGAUCAGUACUCUUCCGCGAUCCUGGAUCCGCUACUAACACCUGGGAACACUCCUCCUCCGCCAACGGCGCUCUUUGAAGCAGCCUUCUCCUCACUCACGCUUGAAGAACUCCAAGCUGGGAAGAAUCCUACAGCAGGAUUAUUUGGCAGCGUGUACGCGCCAAUUGAAGAGCUUAGGAUAGAUGCGGACACUCGCGCUAUCAACACUUGGCAAGCUGCGUUCAGCGGAGGGCGUCAUGCAGCGAAGAUCGCUAUUCUUGACGGACAGGCUGUGGAUAAGCACACAUUGCGCAAGGAGCUUGACUAUUGCCGAAUCUCGUCAAGGAAGCGUCGGCAGCUGGCUCGCCACGAAGCCGGAAUCAUGAUUGCUAAGGAAUCUACUCCUAUGGUUCAGACUUCUGCUAACGGAAAAUACGACAGAAGAGAUCUUCCACCACCGCCAAAUGGCUAUAAAGAGCUCAAGAAACAUCCGCUGGCUAAGUGGUUCGUUGAGGGUAUGGAAGCUCAUAUGCAGAGCCAUCGCGAGAUGAAGUCUUUCGAGAAGUGCCACCGGAGCCUCACCAAGAACACACAAGUCCUCGAUUGCAUGUGGGUAUAUACCUACAAAUUGGACAAACGCGGGUAUUUGAUUAAGGUUAAGGCGCGGCUCGUGGUCAGAGGUGAUCAACAAGCUAAGAUUACGCUCGAGAAUACCUACAUACCACGGCUCGACUUAAUUCGGGGGAGUGUCGAUGAGAGCCGUACCUGUUUGUCGGCGGCUCUCAAACAGCACCUCGGCAUAGACCUGGCGGAGGCAUCACCACCCAUACCGUCUACCAUGGCGCAGUGGUACCGGGAGAGCGCCGUCCCUCUCUUCCUUCUGUUGCCCAUGGCGCCAAACGUAACAUCAGUCGACAUGUACAUGCAUUGCGGGUGGGAGGUGGACCACGACCUUGCUCGGAGGUUGUCUGACGGCACUUUUGUGCCCAAGGUGGUGUUCCCCAACCUAGCCAGUUUUCGGAUAUGGAGCCACUCCUGGGCUGAAUCGUCGCUGCGGGAGGGCUGCAGAUGCCGAGAUGCCAUUGCUUGCUUGCUCGCCGCCGCUCCGAAUUGA